Lodderomyces orthopsilosis Co 90-125 is the source of this 651-nucleotide messenger RNA. It is a transcript of the gene ERP5, whose product is annotated as Erp5p. Gene Ontology annotation, biological process: intracellular protein transport; endoplasmic reticulum to Golgi vesicle-mediated transport; Golgi organization. Bases 1 to 651 code for a protein of 216 amino acids. Gene Ontology annotation, cellular component: COPII-coated ER to Golgi transport vesicle; endoplasmic reticulum; Golgi apparatus. The transcript is spliced from 2 exons. The record is from RefSeq and is a predicted model, not a curated record. NCBI's taxonomy places the organism in Eukaryota, Fungi, Ascomycota, Pichiomycetes, Serinales, Debaryomycetaceae.
AUGCUUAACUUGUCAAAGUUGAUUGCUGUUUUCGUCGCAUUGUUUCAACUCACGAAUGCUUUGCAUUUCUAUGUAAAGACUGGUGAAACUAAGUGUUUCUUUGAAGAAUUGCAGCAAGACACUCUUGUUGUUGGAAAGAUUGACGCUUAUGAAAAGAACGAUCAUUCCAAUGAAUACUCAAAGAAUGGAAAAUUGAAAGUUCAAAUUACAAUUGAUGAAACGUUUGACAACAAUCACAGAGUCAUUGAUCAAAAAUCAUCACCUAACGGAGAAUUCACAUUCACUUCCUUGGAUUCAGGAGAACACAAGUUCUGUUUAACCCCAGUGUAUUCUGAUAAUACUCAUAAUAAGGUACACCGUAUAUUUUUUGAUGUUGUCCAGGGAUCUACUCAUGAUUACGUUGAUUCUAAAUCUACCAAACUGGUUGACGAAUUAACGAAAAGAGUAAACAGCUUGUACGAAAAAUUGGACAAAAUUCAUUGGGAACAGGAAACCAUGAGGGAGAGAGAAGCUUUGUUUAGAGAUCAAAGUGAAUCUACAAACUCAAGAGUUGUCAAAUGGUCGAUUGUCCAAUUAUUUGUCUUGAUCGGUACAUGCGUUUAUCAAUUGCGUCACUUGAAAUCCUUUUUUGUCAAGCAAAAGAUUGUAUAA